AUGUCUAGUGCGGAUCUCGGAAUAUUCCGCAUUGGCAACAACUCUAUAAACAUGGGCUUCUCAUUCGCAAAACUCUUCCAAAGCAAAUCUGCUGCCUCCUCUACAAAGGGCGAUUCUACACCUUCAUCAAGUAAUGGCUCUCCCGUCAACUCCAGAGCUGCCUCCGUUAUUAACGAGUCCGUACCAUCUUGUCCCAACGAAAAGUAUCUCCACGAUCCUAUGCGCCAUAACAAGCGUCCCGACUAUAUUGGUGGUUUUAUUGAUCCCAUGGGUGGCCGAAGUCAUUACUCCCAAGGCGUUGAUGUGACCAACACUGGCGCAUAA
Zychaea mexicana is the source of this 324-nucleotide messenger RNA. RefSeq lists its product as uncharacterized. The transcript has 2 exons. Bases 1 to 324 code for a protein of 107 amino acids. The record is from RefSeq and is a predicted model, not a curated record. Lineage: Eukaryota; Fungi; Mucoromycota; Mucoromycetes; Mucorales; Lichtheimiaceae.